Myotis brandtii (Brandt's bat) is the source of this 2159-nucleotide messenger RNA. RefSeq names its product dopamine receptor D3 (gene DRD3). The annotation marks the transcript as partial. Gene Ontology annotation, cellular component: plasma membrane. Gene Ontology annotation, molecular function: G protein-coupled receptor activity; dopamine neurotransmitter receptor activity, coupled via Gi/Go. Gene Ontology annotation, biological process: adenylate cyclase-inhibiting dopamine receptor signaling pathway; adenylate cyclase-activating adrenergic receptor signaling pathway. The transcript has 5 exons. The record is from RefSeq and is a predicted model, not a curated record. Lineage: Eukaryota; Metazoa; Chordata; Mammalia; Chiroptera; Vespertilionidae.
GUACACUGCAGUGGUCAUGCCAGUUCACUACCAACACGGCACGGGACAGAGCUCCUGUCGACGUGUGGCCCUCAUGAUUACAGCCGUCUGGGUCCUGGCCUUUGCUGUGUCCUGCCCGCUCCUCUUCGGCUUUAACACCACAGGAGACCCCAGUGUCUGCUCCAUCUCCAACCCUGAUUUUGUCAUCUACUCUUCAGUGGUGUCCUUCUAUCUGCCCUUCGGAGUGACUGUCCUCGUCUAUGCGAGGAUCUAUGUGGUACUGAGACAGAGGAGACGGAAGCGGAUUCUCACUCGACAGAACAGUCAGUGCAUCAGUGUCAGGCCCAGCUUCCCCCAACACUCUUCCUGUCUUCGGCUGCACCCCAUUCGGCAAUUUUCACUAAGGGCCAGAUUUCCAUCAGAUGCCACAGGGAAAAUGGGACAUUCAGAAGAUAAGCAAUAUCCCCAGAAAUGUCAAGACCCUCUCUUGUCACACCUGCAGCCCCUCUCCCCUGGCCGGGCACACAUGGGGCUGAGGCGCUACUAUAGCAUCUGCCAAGAUACAGCCUUCGGGCCACCAGGCUUCCAUGAAGGAGAAGGAGAGUUGAAAAAGGAUGCAAGCACUCGAAACUCCCUCAGCCCCACCAUGGCACCCAAGCUCAGCUUAGAGGUUCGAAAACUCAGUAACGGCAGGUUGUCAACAUCCCUGAAACUGGGGCCCUUGCAACCUCGGGGAGUGCCACUUCGGGAGAAGAAGGCAACCCAGAUGCUGGUCAUUGUGCUUGGGACCUUCAUUGUCUGCUGGCUGCCCUUCUUUUUGACCCACGUCCUUAAUACCCACUGCCCAGCAUGCCACGUGUCUCCAGGGCUUUACAGAGCCACAACAUGGCUGGGCUACGUGAACAGCGCCCUCAACCCUGUGAUCUAUACCACCUUCAACAUUGAGUUCCGUAAAGCCUUCCUCAAGAUCCUGUCUUGUUGAAGGAAAGGAGAGAACACCUCCUAUGUCCACCUUUAGCUGCCAUGCCAUUGGGCCACUGGCCAGGGCCUGCUCCUAAAGACUCUGCCAUGACCUCUGGCAUGUAAUAGGAAGAAGAUUGCUGGAGCCAGGAUGUCUCUGAGUGGCACAUGCAAUCAACUGCUUCCUGCAAAACAGAAUGGUCUACCUCCCCAGCUAAAAUCUGACUUCAUCUUGGUAAUCUUCAAAUGGUUGGAAGGCCCCUGAGUGAUAAGCAAUAAUUCAGAAAGAAGCUGAUAAAACGUGACUCUAUGCAUACACAUAAUUAUCAUCAGAGGCAUGAUCCAUUACAGUGAAGGAAAAAUGAACAGAUCUCAUAAUUCUCAACUUGCCAGGAGUCCUUGAAAUGUCAGCCAGUGAGCCAUCUUGCAGAACAGACAGCCUUUCUUCCUUCAAACCUCUAAUUCACUGUCAGGCUAACCUUGUACUGAUAUGAGCCCACUCCUUUUUGGUUAUUCCUUUCAUUCAUUGUAUCCUGAAAUAUAAUGGCAAGGCCAAUGCUGCUACCUCUUUAUGGGAUCUGUAGAGACAUCACUCACCCUGAAAGAUACAUUGUCCCACAUUGGGACCUAAGCUUCAUUUCAAACCUCGCUACCCCUAUAUUUUAGCUCUAGCUAUGAGAUCCUUUGAUUCCAUCCCCUUACACUCAAAGAGUCUCAACACCAGAGUAAUUCAAGAUGGGGGUGUUAAGUGAAAAAGGAAUGACAAUCCCAUUGUAGUAUUGUUCUUGAACCUUGUGGUUCAGAACAUGCCUUAGAUAUGCUUUUCAUAAUGCUACAAGGUUUUCCUCCCCAGGCAUCUCCAUCUCCUGUGUAACAGAGACCCAGUACUUUCAGACUCUAAAACUCAUUAAGUAUUAAGUGUCUGCAAAGUGCCUGUUACCUCCCAGGUUCUGCAUAUAUGACAAUGAAUAAUACAGAUCCUGUCCUCAAGGAGUUUGCCACCUGCUCCUGUGUUUGCCCAUUUACUUGUAGAAGAAGGUAGGGACUCGCCUAGACCACGGAGAACCUCGGAACUGAAGCACCAGGCAGGGAAGCUGUCCAAAACCAUCACAUGGAAAGUGUUUGUAAAGCCCUAGCACAGAUCCUAAACAUCACCAUUCCAACAACUGAGAUUAAAGGUAUCCUAUAUAAUAAAAGGCUAAUACGCAUCAACCGAAUGG